AGAGAGAGAGAGAGAGAGAGAGAGAGAGAGACGUUCAAUGCUCUAUUGCAGAAAGAAUAAAAAACGAUCGAACAGAACUAGCGAUUUUCUUCACUCCCUCCGAUACUACGAGAUUUAUCGUAAUUGUUGAUUGCUCCGACCUUAGCUCAAAUCUGGUAUGUCUGAUCGAUUUUUUAUCAUAACGAUAAAUCUAAUAUCUUCUCAAUCUUACUAGGGAUCUUCUAUGCACAUGCGGUGGAAUGUAUCUUCUUUAAUCUUUCUGUAACUUUUUGUAUUUUUGAUUUUGAUCGAAGGUUUAAUUCUGAGCAUUGAUAUGGUUUUGGAUUGGUUGGAAAAUUAUUGGGUAUAGUGUAAGUGGUCAAUUGUUACUUAUCUGGUUUCUGGAUAUCACUCGUUUGAUGAUGAAUUCGUGCUUUUGAUGCAGAAAAUCUGAUCAAUUUUCUUAAUUGUGAUACUUAGCGAAUAACUGGUAUGGGUUCGAAGUAAUUUUUUUCUUUGUUGUUGAUGGUGGAUUACAUAUUUAUAUGGGUGAUUUGCAUUCUCUGUUAGUAGAUGGUUUGGUUGAGCUGGUUUAUGAAUGUUUUAAUUAAUAAGACAAUCAGGUAUUGAGUAUCCUCCUUGGAUAACUCGUUUUAUGUACAUUGGUAUUCAUAUGAUAUGUAGCCGAUUAAAUUUGGUGAAAUUAAUGAAAGAUACUCUGUUGUGCAGGUUAUAGAUGGCAUCAAUGGUUGCUAAGGCCUGUGGUAAUUCCAGUCAAAUGUCGCCUGCUAUAACAGUCCAAGAAAAGGGGAGUAGGAAUAAGAGGAAAUUCAGGGCUGAUCCGCCUUUAGCUGACCCUAAUAAGUUCAUCUUGUCACCUCAAAAUGCAUGUGCAAGCUAUGAAUUCUCGGCCGAGAAAUUUGAGAUCAUCCCGACUCAUGGACACCUCGAUGGGUGUGACAUGUGUAGUGUCGACCAGGACCAUUUCGAUGCUCUGAAACUUGACCUUGGAUUGUCUUGUGCAGUAGGAUCUUCUGAGGUGCAGCCCAGCCGGCUAAGAGAAGAUAUAGAAGCAACAGAUGAGUUCCAUGAUGCUGAUUGGAGUGAUCUUACAGAAUCCCAGCUAGAAGAACUUGUUUUGAGCAACUUGGACACAAUUUUCAAGAGUGCAAUUAAGAAAAUAGUUGCUUCUGGUUAUAGUGAAGAAGUUGCUACCAAGGCUGUUUUAAGGUCUGGCCUAUGUUAUGGGUGUAAAGACACAGUGUCGAAUAUAGUGGACAAUACUUUAGGAUUUCUUAAAAGUGAUCAAGAUUUUGAUCCAUCAAGGGAACAAUAUUUUGAAGAUUUACAGCAAAUGGAGAAGUAUAUAUUGGCAGAAAUGGUUUGCGUUCUUCGUGAGGUUAGGCCUUUCUUCAGCACUGGGGAUGCCAUGUGGUGCUUGUUGAUAUGUGACCUGAAUGUGACGCAUGCUUGUGCAAUGGAUUGUGAUCCCUUGAAUAGUUUAGUUGGUGAUGGAGCUCCAAAUCGGAAUGCCUCCAUUUCUGGCCACCCCCAGUUGAGAACAGAAUCAAAAAGUUUUGAACUCAACCUUUCAGAUACCUGUAAACCAAAUUCUUCAACUGCUUGUGAUCAUAGUUGUCCUUCUGAGACACCCACCAUGGCUUCAAUUUCUUGUGCCCCUAGUUUGCAAGCCGAGUCCACAAUGGCAGGGAUUUCGAACUUAAAACCAAAAACUUCCUUUGCUCAUAAUAGACUUGCCCUGGAGAAAGACUACCCAAAUUUUACAUCUGAUGCUACUGAUAAAUCCCUUAGUCUAUCAGGAGCAUCCCAUUCUCCAGUUCCUGAAGAAAAAUUUGGGACAAGCAGAAAGAUUUCUGGUACUGCUAGGAGGGAAUAUAUACUUCGACAGAAAUCAAUGCAUUUGGAGAAACACCACCGUACCUAUGGUUCCAAAGGGGCCACCAGAGCUGGGAAACUCAGUAGUUUUGGUGGAUUGAUUUUGGAUAAGAAACUAAAAUCUGUGUCAGAAGCCACAGGUGUCACUGUUAAGGGCACCUCCUUAAAAAUUAGUAAUGCAGUUGGAGUGGAUGUUCCCCAAGGCAUUUCAAACCACAAUCUCUCAACAAACAUCGAGCUCCCUCCCCCUUCAACAAUUAGCUUGGAAACCGCUAAUGGCAAUUGUACUUCUAUAUUACCUAAAACCAAUAUCCCAUCUGCAUUACCAACAAUCUCUACCCCACCUGUCUUAUCAUCUGCUGACACUGAGCUUUCUCUCUCACUGCCUUCACAAAGCAAUUCUGCUCCGAUGCUCAUCAGCUGUAAUGCUGAGGCUCCUAAUUGUGAUCAUACUGGGAUACUGUUUGACAAGUCAUUGGGGCAGUGGAUCCCACUGGACAAGAAGGAUGAAACAAUUCUGAAGCUGGGUUCAAGGGUGCGGGAACUGCAAAAUCAGCUUCAAGAGUGGACUGAAUGGGCUAAUCAGAAGGUUAUGCAGGCUACUCGUAGGCUGAGCAAAGACAAGGCUGAGCUCAAGACACUUAGGCAAGAGAAAGAAGAAGUGGAGCGGCUCAAGAAAGAAAAGCAAGCGUUGGAGGAGAACACCUUGAAAAAACUUUCUGAGAUGGAAAAUGCCUUAUGUAAAGCUAGUGGGCAGGUGGACAGAGCAAACACCGCUGUUUGUAGGCUUGGGGUGGAGAAUGCUGCACUUAGGCAAGAGAUGGAGGUUGCCAAAUUACGGGCGGCGGAGUCAGCUGCAAGCUGUCAGGAGGUGUCUAAAAGGGAGAAAAAGACACUGAUGAACUUUCAGUCAUGGGAGAAACAAAAGACUUUGUUUCAUGAGGAGCUAGCAGCUGAGAAAAGAAAGUUGGCCAAGCUGCAGAAGGAAUUGGAUCGAGAUAAAGAUCUCCGGGAUCAACAUGAGGCUGUAUGGAAGCAGGAAGAAAAGGCAAAGGAAGAAUUGCUUACACAGACCAGUUCAUUAAAAAAAGAAAGAGAACAGAUUGAAGCUUCAGCCAAAUCAAAGGAGGAUAUGAUCACAGUGAAAGCUGAAAGCAAUCUGCAGAAAUACAAAAGUGCUAUUGAGAAGCUUGAGAAAGAAAUAUCCCAGUUGAGACUAAAGACAGACUCUUUAAAAAUAGCUGCUCUAAAAAGAGGCAUUGAUGGAAGUUAUGCUGGCAGACUGAUAGACUUGCAAAAUGCUCCGGCUCCCAAGGAGUCCCAGAUACCUUAUAUUUCAAAAAUUGUGGGAGAUUUUAAGGACUAUUCUGGUGAUGAAGGGGUGAAACGCGAGCGGGAAUGUGUGAUGUGCCUAUCAGAGGAGAUGUCUGUGGUUUUCAUCCCAUGUGCCCAUCAGGUGGUCUGCACAACAUGCAAUGAGCUCCACGAGAAGCAAGGAAUGAAGGACUGCCCUUCUUGUAGGAGUCCCAUCCAGCAGCGUAUUUGUGUACGUUAUGCUCGCCCUUAACUUAUUUCUGGAAUUGAGUUGAGUUUACUAAAUAAUGUUGUGUGGGAUUCUUUCAAAAUGAAUGAUGCAUUUGAAUUACCCCUUCCAAAAGUUCAGACAAUUAAGCUUGCAUUUAUGAUUGCUGUAAGAAAAAGGAAAAAAGUAUUUGUCAAGCACGGGGUUGUAAAUGAUGGUUCCUCCGUUAGGUAAAUAAGGGUGUGCUUUUCUCAGUCUGUUUGGCAUUUUGAUCUUCAUUUUCGAAUGAUAUACCGAAAAAAAUUCUGGGAGGAAUGUUUUGGACUCCAGCCUCAAACCUUUUUGGGUUCUUAUAUGGAUUUCAUACGUUCACCUAGAAUCAUCUUCAG
Molecule: messenger RNA, 3786 nt
Organism: Ilex paraguariensis (yerba mate)
Lineage: Eukaryota; Viridiplantae; Streptophyta; Magnoliopsida; Aquifoliales; Aquifoliaceae
Source: the annotation of a GenBank genome assembly